CAGCUGACUUGAAGUAAAGCCAAUAAAGUUCAUGUUUUUGUCCUUUGAAAUAGGCCUACUUUAAUACUAUAAAAAAUAGCUAAAACAAUAUUACUCUGAGUGUGUGCGUGUGACCGUGAUUCGUGUGCAUAUUCAGUCAGUGUGUCAAGUUCAGAGAGAGCUAUUCAGUCCAUUAUAAAUUCUGAUUUUGGCCGCCUCUGGAAUGGAUCAAACCAUAGAUAUUAGCCUACCUCAUAAGCUCAAGUAAAUACGCUGGAAAUCCGCGCUUAUUCAAGGAUGUGCAUUUGUUUCAUGUAAGGAGAAGGCACGGGCGCCUGCAGGAUUUCAUAUGAAUGUUUUUUUUUUUAAAUCUGAAAACUAAAAGCAACGAAUUUUUUUUAAAUAUGUCAUUUUGGUGAUCAAUGAUGAGUUUUAAGGGGGAAAAAUUACUAUAAGGGGACUUUAAGAUGACUGUUUUGUCGCUUUUCGGUUUUGCACUUUGCAGACGGUCCCUUCGAAUCUGUCUCUCAGCCGUCCGCGCAUAGAGAUCCAUGUAUUUUGUCCACCGCGGAGGAAAGCUGAUUUUGAGGAAAAUGAGGUUGUAGCUGCUUGUCUACGUUACUGCGAUUGAAAAGAGAUGUUAUUUGUGUAGCAACAGUGUUUAGCUCUCGAGUUAUUAAUCUGGGAAAUUCGAAUCUGAGAAUAUGCGGCCAAUUUUAACUAAGUUUUGUCUCCCUCGUCAAUCUGGGAUAACUUUUCACAAGAAUGUUGUUUGAUGUUGUUUCACCACUCCUAUACAUUGUAACUUAACUUGAACUGUACUGACGCCGGUGUGCUGGAUAGGCAAACAAUCGAAACGGAGCGAGAUCCACCUGACUCAGAUCAAUGGAGCCAGACAGACCUGAGUCACCAGAGCCAAGCUGUGGGUCCCUAAAAAGGUGCUGGUCAAGCAAACAUGGCUCAUGCUUUAAAGAUAACGGUUCAAUGCAGGUUGAGAAACCAUACUCGUCAGCUCCCAGCUGUGUGUCCAUAAACAGUGGCCAGUCAAUAGAGCAUCCAGUGUUCUUUAAGGAUGGAGACACCUCUGAACAUGGUAAUGACUGUCAACAUGCUGAAGUCUGUAAAAUGCUCCAGUCACAUGUGAGAAAACGGGGUCAGAGUUUGGAUAGGAGAAACCCAACACUACAUGAGAUCAGUACAGAGUGCAGCUCUGACUGUCAAAAUGCUGAAGUCCGCAUCAAACUGAAAUCAGACCUGAAGACAAAGUCUCAGUGUUUCCAUGAGGGAAUAGAAAAGCAAGGAACCCCAACAUUCCUCAAUGAGAUUUAUACUGAGCUCUACAUCACAGAAGGUGGAGGUGGAGAGAUCAAUAAUGAACAUGAGAUCAGCUGGGUUGAAAAAGCUUCCAGGAAAGCCUCAGCGGAGGACACCCCAAUCAAGCUGAAUGACGUUUUCAAACCUUUACAUGGACAAAACCAACCCAUCAGAACUGUGCUGACUAAAGGAGUCGCUGGCAUUGGAAAAACUGUGUCUGUGCAGAAGUUCAUUCUGGACUGGGCUGAAGGGAAAGCGAAUCAGGAUGUCCACCUCAUAUUUCCACUUCCUUUCAGAGAGCUCAAUUUGCUGAAGGACCAAACAUUCAGUCUUAAAGGUCUUCUAGAGUUUUUCAUGGGCACAAAACAACUGGAAAUCUCUCCAAAUGAAUGUAAAAUCAUUUUCAUCUUUGAUGGUUUGGAUGAGUGUCGUCUGUCUCUGGAUUUUCAGAACAACAUGAGGUUGUGUGAUGUGACCGAAUCAGCUUCAGUGGAUGUGCUGCUGACGAACCUCAUUGUGGGGAAUCUGCUUCCCUCUGCUCUCAUCUGGAUCACCUCCAGACCAGCAGCAACUGAUCUCAUCCCCUCUGAGUGUGUUGAUCGAUUGACAGAUGUACGAGGCUUCAAUGACCCACAGAAGGAGGAAUACUUCAAGAAGAGAAUCAGAGAUCAGAGUCUGGCCAAUCAAAUCAUCUCACAUCUGAAGUCCUCGAGGAGCCUCUACAUCAUGUGCCACAUCCCAGUGUUCUGCUGGAUCUCAGCCACUGUCCUAGAGAAGAUGUUGAAUGGAGAAGAGAGUGGAGAGAUUCCCAAGACUCUCACUCAAAUGUACACACACUUCCUGAUCCUUCAGACCAACAUCAAACAUGAGAAGGACUAUGAGAAGAAAUUGACAGAUGAAGACAUGAUCUUCAAACUGGGGAAACUGGCUUUUCAAGAGCUUAUGAAACACAGUGUGAUCUUCUACGAAGAAGAUCUGAGAGAGUGUGGCAUUGAUGUGACAGAAGCAUCAGUGUACUCUGGAUUGUGCACUCAGAUCUUCAGAGAGGAGUUUGGUCUGUGUCAGAGGAAAGUCUACUGCUUUGUUCACCUCAGCAUUCAGGAACAUCUAGCAGCUCUGUAUGUGUUGUUUUCAUUCAGUUUGAAAAAUGUAGAUGUUCUCAGUGAAUACCAGGCCUUAAAAUACAAUGUUCAGUCCCCAGCAUGCUUCACAAUCUAUGAGAGGGCUGUUGAAGAGGCUUUGCAAAGUAAGAAUGGCCAUCUUGACCUCUUCCUUCGCUUCCUUCUGGGUCUCUCGUUAGAGUCCAAUCAAACUCUUUUUAAGUGCCUACUGAAACAAACAGGAGGAAUGGCUCACAAUACAGAGGAAAUUAUCCAGUAUGUCAAGAAGAAGAUUAGAGAAAAUCUUUAUCCAGAUAAAUCCAUCAAUCUGUUUCACUGUCUGAAUGAACUAGGUGAUCAUAUUCUGGAAAAUGAAAUCCAAGAGUAUCUGAGCUCAGGGACGAUAAGAGAUGCCAUUCUGUCUCCGUCACAAUGGUCAGCUCUGGUUUUUGUGUUGCUUACUUCAGAGCAGCUGGAAGAGUUUGAAUUAAAGGAAUACAUCAGGGAUGAGUUCAACCAAAUAAACAUCACACAGGAUCAAGUUCUCCAUAAUCUACUGCCUGUGGUUGAAGCAUCCAGAUCAGCUCAGCUUGGCUGUUGUAGUCUCUCAGAGAAUUGUUGUACUGAUCUGGCUUCAGUUCUCGGCUCAGAAUUCUCAUGUUUGAGAGAACUGAACUUAAACUUCAAUCAUCUGAAGAGUUCAGGUGUGAAGUUACUUUGUGCUGGACUGCAAAGUCCUCACUGCAAACUGGAAGCACUGUGGUUGUGGCGGUGUGAUAUCACAGAUGAAGGUUGUGCUGCUCUGGCUUUUGCCCUGAAUUCGAACCCCUCACAUCUGAGAGAGCUGGAUCUCUCUGAGAAUAACCUAGGAGAUCAAGGCAUGAAGCUUUUCUCUGAUGCACUAAAAAGUUCUCAGUGCAAACUGGAGACACUGAAACUGAGAUUGUGUAACUUGUCAAAUGAAGGUUGUGCAGCUCUGACUUCUGCUCUGAGAUCAAACCCCUCACACCUGAGAGAGUUGGAUCUGUCUGAGAAUGAAUUGGGAGAUGCAGGGGUACAAUUUCUCUCUGAUGGACUCGGGAAUCCUCUUUGUAACCUGGAGAUAUUGUGGCUGAGGGAAUGUGAUAUAACAGAUGAAGGUUGUGCUACUCUGGCUUUAGCUCUGACAUCAAAUCCCUCACACAUGAAAGAGCUGGAUCUGACUAAUAAUAAACUCACAGAGACGGGCACUGACAUGCUCACUGCAAUAAAGUUCAAUCCACACUAUAAACUGGAAAAAUUACAUAAUCAUUCAAUGGAUCAACUCGAGGUUAAAAAGACUCUUCUUGAGCCCAGCUCAGUACAGAUGGGGAGAUCAGCAUCUCCAACUCCCAGCCAUGAGUCCAUGAGGAGUGAUCUGUCAAUGAAUAAACCAUUGGAUUUAAAAGAAUCCAGCUCAGUGCAGAUGGGGAGAUCUUCCCCAUGUCCCAGUCAUGAGUCCAUGAGGAGUGAUUUGUCAAUGAAUAAACCAUUGGAUUUAAGAGAAUCCAGCUCAGUGCAGAUGGGGAGAUCUUCUCCAUGUCCAAGUCAUGAGUCCAUGAGGAGUGAUCUAUCAAUGAAUAAACCAUUGGAUUUAAAAGAAUCCAGUAAUGCCUCACCCCUUGAUAAAAUUCGAGAUGCAUUCCAAUCAAAUCUGAGGAGCAUUUUUCAGUGUGUGCAUGAAGGGAAAUCAACAAACAGUGCCCCCAUACCUCUCAAUGAGAUCUACACUGAGCUCUACAUCACGGAAGGUGGAAGUGGAGAGAUCAAUAAUGAACAUGAUAUCAGAUGGAUUGAAACUGCAUUUAGGAGAGGAACGACAGAAGAUACUCAAAUCAACCUGAAUGACGUAUUCAAAACUUUACUUGGACAAAACCAACCCAUCAGAACUGUGCUGACUAAAGGAGUCGCUGGCAUUGGAAAAACUCUGUCUGUGCAGAAGUUCAUUCUGGACUGGGCUGAAGGGAAAGCGAAUCAGGACGUUGACCUCAUAUUUCCACUUCCUUUCAGAGAGCUCAAUUUGCUGAAAAACCAAACAUUCAGUCUCAUAGAUCUUAUAAAGAUUUUGGACUUAAAACACCUGGAAAUCUCUCUGAAUGAAAGUAAAAUCAUUUUCAUCUUUGAUGGUUUGGAUGAGUGUCGUCUGUCUCUGGAUUUUCAGAACAACGUGAGGUUGUGUGAUGUGACUGAAUCAGCUUCAGUGGAUGUGCUGCUGACGAACCUCAUUGUGGGGAAUCUGCUUCCCUCUGCUCUCAUCUGGAUCACCUCCAGACCAGCAGCAACUGAUCUCGUUCCCUCUGAGUGUGUUGAUCGAGUGACAGAGGUACGAGGCUUUAGUGACCCACAAAAGGAGGAAUACUUCAGGAAGAGAAUCGGAGAUCAGAGUCUGGCCAAUAAAAUCAUCUCACACCUGAAGUCCUCGAGGAGCCUCUACAUCAUGUGCCACAUCCCAGUGUUCUGCUGGAUCUCAGCCACUGUCCUAGAGAAGAUGUUGAGUGAAGCAGAGAGUGGAGAGAUUCCCAAGACUCUCACUCAAAUGUACACACACUUCCUGAUCCUUCAGACCAACAUCAAACAUGAGAAGGACUAUGAGAAGAAAUUGAAAGCAGAGGACAUGAUUCUCAAACUGGGGAAACUGGCUUUUCAGCAGCUGGAGAAACAGAAUCUGAUCUUCUACGAGGAAGAUCUUAGAAAAUUUGGCAUUGACGAGCAAGAAGCAGCUGUGUACUCAGGAUUGUGCACUCAGAUUUUCAGAGAAGAAUCAGGGCUGUUUCAGGGGAAAGUUUACUCUUUUGUUCAUCUGAGUGUUCAGGAACAUCUAGCAGCUUUAUAUGUGUACCUCUCCUUUGUAAAUCAAAAGACAAAUGAAUUAGACCAACCAGGUUUUCUACUCAAAUUUCUGCCUUGCGCUGCACAAAGUUCAAUAUUUGACCUCUAUCAGAGAGCUGUGAAGAAAGCUCUGCAGAGUACCAGUGGACAUCUGGACCUUUUCCUUCGUUUCCUUUUGGGCAUGUCAAUGGAGUCCAAUCAGACUCUCUUACAAGGCCUACUGUCACAGACGGAAAGCAGCUCCGACAACAAAGAACGAAUAGUUAUGUUUAUAAAGGGGAAGAUCAAAGAGAAUCCUCCUACUGAGAAAUUAAUCAAUUUAUUCCACUGCCUGAAUGAACUGAAUGAUCAUUCCCUAGUGGAGGAAAUCCAGCAUUAUCUAAAAUCUGGGUCAAGAAUAAAUACCACACUGACAGCCUCGCAGUGGUCAGCAAUGGUCUUUGUAUUAUUGACCUCAGGGCAAAAACUAGAUGUGUUUGAUUUAAACAAAUACAUCGGGACACACGUCUUGUCAGAUGAAUGUCUUCAAAGACUACAGCCGGUGCUUGAAGCAGCCAGAACUGCAAUGCUUUGUGAGCAUAACCUGACAAGGAAAGGUUGUACCACCUUAGUUUCUGUUCUCACCUCAAAGACUUCAUGUCUGAAAGAGUUGAACCUGGCUAGAAGUAAUUUAAAUGAUUCAGAACUGAAGCUACUCUGUGCUGGACUGGGAAAUGGACUGUGUCAACUGGAGAGACUGGGACUGGAGUUUUGUGGUAUUUCUGAUAAGGGCUGCACUUCUCUGGCUUUGGCUCUGAGUUCAAACCCUUCACAACUGAAAGAGCUGGAUCUGUCUGGAAAUAAAUUUAGUGACUCUGGAUUGAAGAUUCUUUCUGCUGAAUUGCAGAAUCCUCACUGUAAACUAGAGAAACUAUGGAUGAGACUUUGUGAUAUCACAGAUGAAGGUUGUGCUUCAAUGGCUUUGCUUCUGAAAUCAAACCCCUCACACCUAAGAGGACUGAAUCUGUCUGGGAAUAAACUGGGAGAUUUGGGAAUGAAAGACCUCGUUGACGGACUAGAGAAUCCUCACUGUAAACUGGAGAUACUGAGGUUGAGAGACUGUGGUAUCACUCAUGAAGGUUGUGCAGCUCUGGCUUCAGCCCUAAGAUCAAACCCCUCACAUCUGAAGGAACUGGAUUUGUCUGGGAAUAAACUCAAAAACAUUGGAGUAAAGAAGCUCUCUGCUGAACUGGAAAAUUCUGACUGUAAUCUCGAGAUGCUCAGGUUAAACAAUUGUGACGUCACUAGUGAGGGCUGCGCUGCUCUGGCCGAAGCUUUGAAAUCAAACCCUUUAAGCCUGAGAGAGCUGGAUCUAGGGUGGAAUAAACUGGGUGACUCAGGUGUGCAGCCACUUUUUGCUGCAUUGGAAAAUCCAAACUGUAAAUUGCAAGUUCUGCGACUGAGAGAUUGCAACAUUGCAGAGGAAGGUUGUGAUGCUCUGGCUUCAACUUUGAAAUCAAACCCCUCACACUUGAGAGAGCUGGAUCUUUCUCAAAAUAAACUGAGAACCUUAUGGGUGAAAAUGCUCUGUACUGCUCUGGAAAAGCCUGACUGUAAUCUGGAGAUGCUGCGUUUGGAAUAUUGUGGUCUCACAGAUAAAAGUUGUGCUGUUCUGGAAUCAGCUCUAAGAUCGAACCCCUCACACCUGAGAGAGCUGGAUCUGUACAUGAACAACCUCGGAGAUUCAGGAAGACAGCUGUUGUCUGCUCUGAAGGAUGACCCAAACUUUUCACUGCAAAAACUACAAUAUUAAUCACAUCAUUAUUCUUAGAUACCCAGUUUUUAAAGAAAUAAGCUUUUGUUAUUUUUCUGUACUGAAAUCAUCCUUGCAUGUAUGAACAUGUAAAGAGGUUGAUUAUGCAUCUUUGCACUGUGUUUAAUUUUGUAUGACUGAUAAGUUGACUCCACUCUGAUCGUCACCUUUGGCUCUCACCAGGGACUGUAGUUCAGGCUAAACACUGUCAGAUUUCCACAUUCUUCUUCAUGCUACAAGGCCGCAGACAAAUCAUGAGAUGGAUGUGAAACAUGGACAAGGUGUGAGUUGCAUGAGAGUCCUCACAUUGGGAAGGACGUAUCAAGAAAGGACCGUAGCUAGCUAGAUAUUACUGCACUUUAUUGUUUAUUACAAUUUUAUUAUGUACCUUUUUUACGUUUCUGUUGUAUUAUUGCUAUCUUUACUCGAAAUGCAAACUACAUUGCAAGCUGUUAAUUUGUGUAUGUAAAAGCUAAACAGAUGUGUGUAAUAGUGUUUACAUUAAAAAUCAUGCAUAUCAAGCUGUUUGUCAACAGGCAAAAAAAUGCAUUUGUGCAAAUUGGGAUAACGUUUUCCUGGCAAAAGUUGGCAAUGGCAACCAUAGUGAAAGUAUUGAAUCGAGUGAUUCAACACUACCCAAAACUGUACCUGUUACAAACCAAACAUACGUUUUAAAAAUAAAAAUACUUACCUGCU
Megalobrama amblycephala (Wuchang bream) is the source of this 7728-nucleotide messenger RNA. RefSeq lists its product as uncharacterized. NCBI's taxonomy places the organism in Eukaryota, Metazoa, Chordata, Actinopteri, Cypriniformes, Xenocyprididae. The transcript is spliced from 21 exons. The coding region runs from base 865 to 7032 and encodes 2055 amino acids. The record is from RefSeq and is a predicted model, not a curated record. Gene Ontology annotation, molecular function: protein binding.